GAGGAAUCAGGAUCCAGCUCAGAGGACCUUCAUACAGUAACGGGACAGUCCGUCCUGGGGCUUUAAACUUUACUUUAACCCGCUGAUAUGGACUAACGGGAGCGGAGGACGUCACUCUAAAGCCCGGGCCCCUCCCCUCUGCGGAGGCCUGCUGGCACCAUGGCAUCCCGGCUGCUGGACCGUCUCAAGCGCUCGCUGUUCAAAGAUGGUCAGGGGGCGGGACCAGAGCAGGAAGCAGGAGUUGCACAGGAAGAGGAGGAGGAGGAAUCAAGAGAGGACCGCUGGGAAGCGGAGCUAGAGGAGGAGGAAGAGUGCGUGACGGACCGCCUCGGAGGGACGCUCUGCUUCGACAGUGGAGGAGUUGGAGCGGAGGAUGGAGGCGAGGGAGAAGGAUCUGGGCUCGACAGCGACUCAGACUUCAUGGGAGAGUCGAUGGAGGAGGGGCUUAGCAGCACAGAUGCCAGUCCAGUGGGCGUGUCCCCAGUUGCCCCCUCCCCUUCCUCCCUGCUGACUCGGCAGCUGCAGGAGAGCUGGAGGAGCCUGCGUGGACUCGGAGGAGGAAGCACUUCACCAGGCGGGAGGAAGAUGACGGACAGUUUGAUGUUUGAGGUGACGGACGCCAGCGUGGUGCAGGACGGCUCGUCCAAAUACGUGCUGUACACCGUCCAUGUAAUCCAGUCCGGCGGCAGUGAUAAGACUCCUGCCAUCAUUACUCGCAGAUAUUCGGACUUCCAGCGGCUCCACGCCACACUGCGCCGUAACCAUGGAGACCAGAUGGAGCGUGUCUGCUUCCCACGGAAAAAGCUGAGGAGUAACUUCACCGCAGAGACGAUCGCCAAACGAAGCCGUGCGUUUGAACAGUAUCUGUCUCACUUAUGUUCCCUGACUGCCCUGCGGGGGGCGCUGUGCGUCAAACAGUUCUUCUACCAGACCGACCUGCAGACCGCCCAGCUGUUCAUCAGGGUGGGACGUUACCAGGAGGCUUUGGGUCCGCUGCUUAACGCCAAAAGACUGCAACACAAACUGGGCUGGGCAAGUUACUAUGACAACCAGGCUCAGACCCCGCCCCCUAUUCCUUCUCCUUGGUUCUUCACAUUGGUGGGGCUGUCAUGUUGUUUCCAAGAGGUGGAUCAGCUGGAGGAGGCAAGGGAUCACUGCGACCUUGCCCUGCGCGUUCUAACCCCCGCUGACGAUAAGCCCCUCCCUCUCAGCGACAAACCACAUCCACUUAGUGAAGGGACACAGCUGCACACGGACAGGCCACACCCCCUGUUGCUGCCAUUGUUACGGGCGGUGGUUCGGCUCUCGUGGCAGACGGGAAAGGACAAACGUCAGUGGGAGGAGCUCCUGCAGCAGAUGGAGGAGCAGUGGGCGGGGCUUGACAAUCAGCCAACAGUCAAGGAGUUUCUGGUCAAACACAACCUGGAAGAGGGCGAGGGGGAGGGCUAACAUGCCGCAUGUCAACGCACGCCAUCACUGCAGAGUACAAUCACUAAACUGGUCAAACACAGCCUGGUUGUUGUAGGGUUAGGGCGAGGGUUUAGGGCUAACAAGACCGACAUAGUCUGGCUGUAGAUGCUUCAUCUAAGACGCCGUAUAUCUCAGAAAGGACAUACACGUGAAAUAGCAAAAGUAGCGUAGCUAUGUUAACUUUAGCUAAAGCUUAAAAAGCUAAAGCAAACCUUUUUUGUGGUAAUACUUCUAAAACAAGUUUAUCCAUAGUUGAAUCCUGGAUUAGACCUCUGACCUUUUCCGUAUUAUUUAUUUAAAAUGUUGCUUCGUCUGUAAUAUUUGCAACGUGGUUAAUCCACGGAUUUAACUGCCAGACUUCAAGAAAAAAUCCGAAAUUUUAAAAAUGCUGUACCAGCAAAUUACGGCAGAUCCUUUCUGAGAUAAAUGCCAUCUUAGAUAAACAAUCUGUAGCCAGACUCUUCUCGACAUAACACAUGCACGCCAUCACUGCACAGUGCAAUCACUAAACAUGACAGCCAGAGGAAAAUCAAAAAACAUGAUUUUAAGAUAAAAAUGGUUAAACUACUGCUACUUUGAGGUAACUUUAGUAAAUCCAGGAAAAGUCAGAACAUUUACAAAGAAAAACAAGAACCUCUUAACUCUCCUUAUGAAAAUAUUUAACCUAAAACCAGGGAUGAACCAAAUUGGAAGGGAGUGAUAUUGGAUAUCUUUUCUUUCUGCAGGAUGUACUGCUAACUGAAAAAUACUUACCCUUAGGGAAAUGUUUUUCAGUUUUUAUCACCCACGCAUCAUGAUUUAUUUAUUCAGUCAAUGUUAAAACCUUAAAACAGGGGAUGCACCACGAAGCGAGCUCAACAUAACCAGGCUUUCUUUGGGUUAGCAAGCUUGACAAACCCUGUUUCUGUUUAUCAACACUCUGCCUCACUGCUUGGCACAAUGGUCUGUGCCCAAGCAGUUCCUUCAGUUUGGCUGAGAACAGGCAGCUUACAAGACAAACUCCCUCAUUCAGUUGACUUUUCUAUAAAGUAGGUCAGUUUAACGUGUUUCCAACAGAUAUUACAGGGUUUGUUUGUAUGCUGCUUUGUCCAGCUGGUCCGCCACUUUUUGGAAAAGGUCACUAUUACUCGUCUACCUCUUGUCCAUGUACUUUCUUAUCUUUAACUCUUUCAGCUGUCCCAACUUAAACGAGGCCCCGCAUCUGUCUAGAAACGUGGUUUUUGGUCCAGCACCUGCCAUUGAUACUUUCAUCUUGUUCUCUCUCCAGUACUCCCUGAUCUGCCGCCUUCCUGAUUUUAUGCUGCAGGUGUAUACAGUCCAACUGCCAGGUCAAAGCACAGCAGUGUUAACUCUGUCAGAUAUUUUAAAUCUAGUCUUAAGCUCUAAUCGCACAGUAUUAGUUUUACCAAGGGACCUCAACCAUGUCUGUUUGCAGAGUAAAAAUUCUAGAUCAGAUCACCAUUUGUGUAGCUUGCACACCCUCCAGCUGACUGUCCAGAUGAGCAGAGUUUUCAGCGUGCAGUGUCUUUAAUGUGGUUGCAGUUUGCCAAAAAUCAGGUAAAUUUAACCAUCUUGUUGCCUGCUUGGGAAUGAAGCUAAAAGACUGCAACAGGACGUCUAAACCUGGUAGAAUAAUACGCUUAGUUUAACAUGAUGUAAAGCCGCAGAACAAAAGCACUCAACACAUAAGCCCCUGACUGCAACCUACUAGCAACUUUUUUCGCUUUUUUAAAAAAUAUAAUUUUAUUAAGUGAUGCAAAACAAGACAGGUGAAUGAUACAAAUACUCCUAACCCUCCCUGCAACUCUAACUGCACAACAUUUAGUUUGAUAACUGUUAUCACACUUCUCUGUUGGAACAGCUGAUGAGGAGGAUAAGCAUUGGAUUUAUCAGCCGCUGACGGGAUGCCCUCGGUAAGAGCCCUGGGACGUCUUCUUAGGCGCAGAGGCAGCCAUUCUUCACGAUGUGUAAAGAACAAAGACUACUUUAUUAGAGGCUGUUAGCAAAAGAUUAAAAUAGCGCAGAACUGAUUUGUAUACACUCCCCAGUUGUGCAGCAGACGACUGCUCCUCAAAUCCUGAAUGAAAACAGGUUUAGCUGCAACACGGCAGAGAUGCUGAUCUUUGUAGAGAAAAACAUGCGUCUAACCAAGAAGUAGACUCUAAGGUAGGUAUUUCUAUGGUUGAUUUUACCCCCUCUAAAGUGAUGAUACUGUUUCCUCAUUUAUCACCGACAGUGUAGAAGUAUCAUGGAUGUUUAAUGUCCAACAGUCCAGCACUAACAGUUCAGCUUCCUUGUUGAACACUAAACUUACAUACAUUAUCGUAUUUUCCCCCGCUUUAGAUUUUUGACAGAACUAGUUCAAAUUGAUCAGUAAUUUAACAGACAUGAUGCUGAAAUGUUAAUGAAUGACUGAACAGUUCCUUUUUGCCGCUGUAUCUUUGCUAGACUUUAGUGUUUACUUCGUGGUGCAACCCUUCCACCCCCUCAUAGGUCACACAGGUACAUGAGCCCCUGGUAGAGAGGCCCGGAAACCCCUGACACACCAGGUGUGACCAACACACCUUUCUAAAGGACAUUCUACUUCUCAUAAAACAUCUUUUUGCUAUUUUUUUUAACAGAUUUAAAAUGUUUUCUCUCUUAACUGCAGUCUUCCUCCCUGCAUUCGCUUCUUUCUUGGUGCAUCACUGCCCCCUGUAGGUCAGUGGAUGAAAAAGAGAUAAUCUGCAGAACAUAUAGGAAUCAAACCAUAAAAUUAAAACUUCAGUUACAAAACUUAAGCUGCAAUAACUAACCAGUAAGAUAAUCUUAAAUUUGCAAUCAAUAACAAAGUAAAGAAUGGAACUAAAGCAUGAUGCAUCAAAUAAAUAAGCAUUUAUUAACCUCAUUGAAUAAGCAUUAAUCCAGGAUUUUCAGCCAAACAUUAUAAUCUGUUUGUGAAUACAGCCACGAUUGUUUCCUGGAUGUCUUGAUUACUGAAGGUUUUGAGGGAUUUUACUGCACUUUUGAAAUCAUAAAUGAGCAUUUUAGAUGUUUUUUUCUCACCUCCUGUGGGUGUUUUUCUGUUUCCAAAAGGCAUAGAAUCACAGAAGCACUAAUGAAACUUUAGUCCUCCCACACAUCAGCCGACUCUUUCACUCACCAUCAGGAGGUCCACAUGUUCAAGGGAAAAACUCUGCUGCUUUUUCAGUGCCGAUUGUGUCUUUCUAAGUGGAUUUGGUUACUAUAGUGACAUGUGGUUUUAGCGGGUUUAAUGAGCUGGAGUGGAUGACUGGAUGAGGGAUAAAAAUAAAUGUGAGGACAUGAUUUACAUCAGCAGGACAAAUGUUGAAAAGGUUUUAACUCCUGGAGUAAAACAUGUGACCAAUAAGGGAUGAGAGAAAGUCAUUAGCACAGUAAUGGCUAAAAACAGAGAAAAAUGAUGGAGUUGUGAUCUUAAAUAAGAGAGAGUGUUAAUGUUAGAGAAGAUGCACAUGUACAGAUUUAUAAUACAGCAGGUUUAUGAGAAAAAAAGCAUUUAAAGAUGGAAACUUGUUCAGAUUCUACAAAAACAUGACAGCUGAAAUCACUCGUGAAUCAAACAUUAUGCAAAUUUAAAAAGUAAUGUAUUAGACCCUGUUUAUACCUCACAUUAGCACCUGUUUUGGGCAUUCAGGUAUCAAGUGGUAGUCCUUUAUGCUUUGUGUGGACACACCUCAGUGAAAACUCAAUCUGAUAGCUCAGACUGCACAUCAAUGUGGUCUGGGAUGUUUUCAUCUGGUUGGAUUGGUUGUGUAGAUACACGCAUCAAAGACUGCCCUGCUGACAAAAACCAUGCCUUUAUUGAUGCCCUUCUAGCCUUGCUCAAAGUUCAGGGAUAUAGAUUACAAUAGGAGCUGGUCUUUCUGCUCCCAAAUGGCUCUUCAUUUGGUACUUUGAAACUUUGGAUCUUUAAAACAUCAACAAACAUUGGAAAAAGGAAACCAUCUCUCAAACAAGGGCCAGCCCGUAGAAUUGGCUCAUCCAAAAAUGACGUACCACAAGUUCCUCGUAACUUGUGGAACUAGCGGAGCGAGGGUUCCACACCUACUUUUCCAGAAGUUGCAAACUAUAGCAUAGUAUUUAGCAAAAAUAAAGGGGAUAUGUCCUAAACAUUCCCAACUUCACAAACAUUCCAUCCUCUGCCUUUGAUUAUGUCAUCCUUAAGAGCCUGAAGUAGUUUUUAUAAGGAUGCUUUCAUCCUUUUAAGUCUCUGAUAGGCCUUAGAAAGAUGAUGUCAUCCUUUGAAGUCUUUGACAGGCCUUAGAAAAAGGACGUCAUCUUUUGAAGUCUUUGACAGGCCUUAGAAAGAUGAUGUCAUCCUUUGAAGUUUGAUAGUUUUAAGAAAGAUGAUGUCAUCCUUUGAAGUCUUUGACAGGCCUUGAAAGAUGAUGUCAUCCUUUGAAGUCUUAG
Molecule: messenger RNA, 5901 nt
Organism: Cheilinus undulatus (humphead wrasse)
Lineage: Eukaryota; Metazoa; Chordata; Actinopteri; Labriformes; Labridae
Gene: snx21
Product: sorting nexin family member 21
Exons: 6
Coding region: 160-1449 (429 amino acids)
Biological process (GO): protein transport
Cellular component (GO): early endosome membrane
Molecular function (GO): phosphatidylinositol phosphate binding
Source: RefSeq, a predicted model, not a curated record